GGGAGCCGCGGGAGGGGCGGGYCCGCACAGGGCAGAGGUGGCUCAUUCCGCUGCCCAUCCCGCAUCUCCYGGUCGCGGCCCCGCAGCCAUGGAGCCCUCGCAGGUUGCCAUCAUCGGCAGUGGACUCAUUGGUCGCAGCUGGGCCAUGGUGUUUGCUGCUGGAGGCUUCAAAGUGAAACUUUAUGAUAUUGCACAACAGCAGCUGACAAGUGCCCUGGAAAAUAUUCGCAAACAAAUGAAAGAGAUGGAGAAGUCGGGAUUCCUGAAAGGAGCUUUGAGUGCGGAACAGCAGUUGGCUCUCAUUAGCGUUUGUACAGACCUGAAGGCAGCAGUAGAGGGUGCUACUUUCAUUCAGGAAUGUACUCCAGAGAACYUGGAACUGAAAAAGAAGAUUUUUGGUCAGCUAGAUCUUAUUGUGGGUGACAAUGUUGUCUUGAGCAGCUCGACCUCUUGUCUCUUACCCAGCAAAUUGUUCACWGGCCUUAAACAUGUUAAGCAGUGCAUCGUGUCACAUCCUGUAAAUCCACCUUACUUUGUGCCAUUGGUUGAAAUUGUUCCUCAUCCAGAAACAGAUCCUUCAACUGUAGAGAAGACAUAUGCCCUGAUGAAGAAGAUUGGUCAGUCUCCUGUCAAACURAACAGAGAAAUCGAAGGGUUUGUUCUGAAUCGACUACAGUAUGCAGUGAUAAGUGAAGCUUGGAGACUUGUGGAUGAYGGAGUAGUAUCUCCUACUGAUCUAGACCUUGUGAUGUCUGAUGGAUUGGGAAUGAGAUAUGCAUUUAUUGGACCUCUGGAAACCAUGCAUCUUAAUGCAGAAGGUGUCUCAAAUUAUUGUGAAAGAUAUGCUGAAGGAAUGAAACUUGUUCUGAACACCUUUGGACCAGUUCCAGAAUUUUCAGGUGAAACUGUGCAGAAAAUCAAUCAGGCACUGUCUGAAAAAAUUCCAGUUGUUCCAAAAGUCCUGGAUGCCAGGAGAAAAUGGAGAGAUGAAUGUCUCACUGGUCUUGCCAAACUGAAAACACAAAUGAAAUCUAACUGAGGUGUACCUUGUGUAACAGGAGAGACAAAAUGAAGAACUGAUCUUCAUAAAAAAGUAGAAAUUUUUGGUCAUGCAGAAGAGAAGACUGAAUAGGCAACCAAUGACCUGUGCACAAGUAGAGACCAAUGAAACAUUUGGUCCCAAUUUGCCAAAUUGAUGAAUGACUAGAAAGWGAUAUUAAAAAGUUCAGUUAAAAUUUAUCAAAUUGCUAUAUAAAUGCAUUAGAUGUGUAAGCAUUAAGUAGCUUUAGCAGCAUUAAUAUUGUGCAAUGCCAGAACACAGUCAUGAUUUAAAUAAUGCAUUUUUCAGCUUGCUUAGGAAUUCAGCACUUGAACAAUAUUUGCUAAUGCAGGGAUCUGAAACAGGCAAACAUCAGCUGUUUGUCACUGGAGAAAAUAAGCCCUCCCCGCCAGUCACUGUGACAGUGAGGUUAAUUUAUGAAGCACUGACUGCCGAUAGGAGAAGGUGGUAUUUGAGCAAAGUGUGGAUUCACUGGCUGGUGACUGAGACCUCAGCAGCAGUUAAGGGUCACUUGAGUUCAUAUCUGUUACUGUUUCACAAUGUAAAGGAAAGAACUGCUCCUCCUUUCCCUCCYCUUGGCACUUCUGUACCUGUAUGGAAAUCUAAAUAUGAGUAAAUAGAGCAGAAUUCCCGUUUCAUGCCCUCCCCCUGGUUCUGUAAGACUUGCCAGAGACAUGUUUGGUCUUCAAGACUGUGCACUUGAGAGCCCAUGGCCUCUCCCACCAGUGCUUGAUGCUGGCCAUUGGCAUUGCUGCAUAAGUAGAUGCUCAAUUUUAAGACUUGUCUGUGAGAAAUAAGAGCUUUUGAUAUAGUAGCUAAUUUGGGAGACARUAUGGCGUACUGCAUCUGUCUGGGCUUUCUCCAUGACCUUCUGAAUGAUCUUGGGAAACCAGGACACUUCUCUGGUGCCACAUUUGUUUUACACAUUAGCUGAAGCAAGAUUUGCUUCUUUAGGAYUCAGCUUUACCGGAUGUAACAGCUSUAGCUGAAGGAACCCAGAYAUCUGAGUUGGAACUAGAUGAUCUUUAAGRUCCCUUCCAACCCAUCCAAUCUGAUGAUUCCAUGAUCUUUUGGUCCCCUACAGAGGGAAARAUGCAGUGGCUUAGAUGGAGCAUUUAUGCUUUACUGCUGCCCUUCCCUCAGGAUACACAACAUCUCCACAUACAAGGACACAGGAUACACCUGGAAGUAGUAUCAAGCUCAGGUGCUGCAGUGGUUUUGGUCCACUGCAGACAAAGUGUUGCAAUGAAUGUCUGUACUCUGUAAUACAGUUGGACUUUGAUCUCAGCUGGAACCUUGGGGCAUUAUUGUUAAUGCAGAUAGUAGGAAUAACUUGAAAUAAUGCAGUGCAUCCACCCUGCUUAAGUUAUACAGCUCUGAAUUUGUACUAACUGGUCAUGUAACUUCACAGCACAGAUACAGAAAUUUUAGGCUGUUCUUCUGCUAAUUCUCAAGGGUUUUUAGUAGAGGAUGCAGCACACAAACAAAUAAGCUGUUGUUUAGUAAAGCUGUGACUUUACUGGUUAUCAUUUUGAGCAGAAAUGUCUGCAUGAACAUACCAAACCCACUUAUUUGUGCUUAGGUCACAGUAAAAGAGACAUAAAAUCAUUUGUAUUGCUCAACACAAGUGGUGGGCCAAAAACACAUCUCUGGAUGUAAAACAUAGGAUGGGAGGCAUAGUGCUGAGGUUGUCCUGUGCUUCUUUAUAAUCAGUGGAGAGAACAGAAUACUUUUAGAAUACUUUGUAAGCUCAAAGUAUUUUAUCCCAAUGUAGACUUAAAAUUUUCAAGUUUAUUCUCUUGUUUUCUAUUGCGACAGCGACUGGCUCAACUUGCAUUUAGAUAUCUGAGAGGUCAGUCCUCACUCCUGAGGCCUUGCUAAGCAAUAGUAAAUUAAUUAUGAGGUUGAUUUCCUCAUUUAGUGUAAGUCUUUGCAUUUCAGACAAAGCUGAAGAAGGUUCUGAUUACUUUUGAAGUUUGACCUGUUUUUAUUGUGGGYAUAUGACCUUGUCAUAACUAAUUAACUUGCAUUGCUUCUGUUUACUCUGAGAUUUUUUAAAACUUGAUCAUGUAUGAAAUAUUUGCUGCUGUCUUUAUUAUUUGCUUAUUAAUAAAAUAUUUCAAUGAAA
Malurus melanocephalus (red-backed fairy wren) is the source of this 3188-nucleotide messenger RNA. RefSeq names its product crystallin lambda 1 (gene CRYL1). The coding region runs from base 89 to 1039 and encodes 316 amino acids. Gene Ontology annotation, molecular function: L-gulonate 3-dehydrogenase activity; NAD+ binding. The record is from RefSeq and is a predicted model, not a curated record. NCBI's taxonomy places the organism in Eukaryota, Metazoa, Chordata, Aves, Passeriformes, Maluridae. Gene Ontology annotation, biological process: fatty acid metabolic process. The transcript has 8 exons.